Molecule: messenger RNA, 5142 nt
Organism: Astyanax mexicanus (Mexican tetra)
Lineage: Eukaryota; Metazoa; Chordata; Actinopteri; Characiformes; Acestrorhamphidae
Gene: nrsn1
Product: neurensin 1
Exons: 3
Coding region: 132-725 (197 amino acids)
Biological process (GO): nervous system development
Cellular component (GO): transport vesicle; neuron projection; neuronal cell body
Source: RefSeq, a predicted model, not a curated record
GCUGCAGCGCAUGCGCAGUGCGGUGUCUUCUCCCUGCGCGGCUGGUGUGUGUGGAGCAGAGUGAUGGGAGGCAGCAGGUGAAGCAGCACGGAGAGAAGAGCACUGCAGCCGGGGCAGCACAGAUGUGAAGGAUGACGUCUUGCACAGAGAUCUGUGGGUCGGAGCACGCUGACCAGGGCCUUGGGACAGUCCAAGGGCCUCAGCGCUACGGUGUGCGCUCAUACCUUCACCAGUUCUAUGAAGACUGCACAGCCUCCAUCUGGGAACGCGAUGAAGAUUUUCAGAUGCAGAGAUCGCCGAGCAGGUGGAGCUCUGUCCUCUGGAAGGUCUGUCUCGCACUAGGUGCUUUAAUUCUGGUCGCCGGUUUGUCAGUGCUCUUGGUGGGCUACGCCACCCCACCCCGGCUCGAGGCCUUCGGUGAAGACGAGCUGCUUUUCGUGGACGGCCGAGCCGUGCGUUUUAACCGUGCCCUGGAUGCCUGCAAGUUGGCCGGCGCCGUGUUCUUCUGCGUGGGCGGCAGCGGCAUGGCCGUGGGCCUUCUACUGGCUGCCUGUGCACAAGGCAGCUCCAAAGAUGAGCUCCGGCUCCAGCAGCGCUUUAAAGAGCGACUGGCCGAGAUCCAGGCCUCAGUUCAGCCAGUGACCCGUGCCCCCACUCCCGGAGAGGCCAAAGUGCCCGUCACUCUGUCCAAGGUCCAGAACAUCCAGCCUGGAGCUGAGACCUGACCUGACCUCUGGCGCGGUCCUUGGCCCCGUUGCCAGUGAGAUGGUGCAGAGCAAGCUUGUAGUGAGACGCUACACAACCGUUCCAGGUCCAGUAGAGCUAGAAAACACUGCAGCUAUCCUGAUGCAUAUUGUCAGUCUAUAUCAAGAGUAUUUCUGGUAAUUAAGGUAUUAUAGAUCACUUGUAAAACCGGUGCUCCUGUAUCUAAAUUACACAGCACACACACACACUCAUACAUGGAGAUGACUGCUAGCAACAGCCAGUAGAAUUUUUUUCUUAAAUCUUAUUAAGGCUGCUUUUAGCUGGAACCAAUCCUUGGUUACAAAGCUGAUUUCUAUGGGUUAAGCCUAGAUCUGGAGUAAAUAUACAGCCAUACAGUGAUUUAGGUUUUGAAUUAUAAAUUGUAAGUUUGUGUCUAUCUUUUCUUCAUUUAUUUAUUUAUAAUUUUGGUGCAUUUCUGUUGAUUCUACUGGCUUUAUGACAUUUGCCAGUGUAAAGAACAAUGGCCAGAUUCACAAUAUAUAAAGCAAGAGUGGUCAAUGCAGUUUUUACAAGACAGCGACGAUAUACUACUUUAUUUUAUUUAUAAGUUUUUCGUUUUAUUAAGACUCUUACCAACAAAUAGUCACUUUCCUGCAAAAAACCUUGUAUUUCCAUUUUUGUGUAUCUUUUAAGGGUCAUUUUCUCUUGCAGGUUGUUUCUGUUCAGUUUAGGCUUAACCUGUGUUAAAACAAUUUAACAACAAAAGAAAUUAGCAGGAGUUAACUCAUUUGGAAACUCAUGGAAAUCACAGACGCAUAGUAUCGGUGCAAAAAAUAUAUAUUUUUAAUUAUUAUACUUGCAAGUUAACCAAUCAUGAUUUAGCCACCACUUACUAAUUGAAAAUCAUAAAAAACAUUAAUCAUGGUUGUUGCUUUAUGUCAUAAAAAUAGGCUUAAAAUAAAGAUGCUUCAAAGUGUUGUAAUUAAAUAACUAAAGCGAAUAUGCCUGAAGAACCCCCCCCCCCCCCCCCUUUCAAAUUGAAGGCUUUUUUUCACAAUUCUCCACCUUCCCAUCUCCUUCCUUUAUCUCUGUAAUCUCUUCUUCCUUACUUACUGUACUUUUAGGUGAGGGGGGUUUCUUUAAGGGAUGCAAACCAUGUUUGGGUUGUUUUGUGUGAGUAUGAAGAUCUACCGUAUUUUUCGGACUAUAAGGCGCACUUAAAAACUUUUAAUUUUCACAAAAAUUGACAGUGCGUCUUAUAAUACGGUGCGCCUUUUGUAUGGAUUUUACUCGUCAGGUUGUAAGGAGCAGUAAACACACACUCCGUGCAGCGUUAUAGAGAGUUUCAGUGCUAUACAGAGUCCAGAGCCGUGCAGCUCCGAGGCUGAGCAGCAAUAGCAUUAGCUAGAUGCUAACCGCUAAGCUAGCUAGCUUAUUCACUGAGAUCAGUAUUAUCUAAAUUUUACUCGUCAGGUUGUAAGGAGCAGUAAACACACACUCCGUGCAGCGUUAUACAGAGUUUCAGUGCUAUACAGAGUCCAGAGCCGUGCAGCUCCGAGGCUGGAGCAGCAAAUAGCAUUAGCUAGCUUAUUCACUGUUCAGAGAUCAGUAUUAUCUAAAUUUUACCCGUCAGGUGUAAGGAGCAGUAAACACACACUCCGUGCAGAGCAGCAAUAGCAUUAGCUAGAUGCUAACCGCUUAGCUAGCUAGCUUUUUCACUGUUCAGAGAUCAGUAUUUUCUAAAUUUAGCACUUUUAAUACUGCUGGAGCAGUAUUAUUAGAGUUAGAUGCUAAUCGCUAAGCGUUCACCGUUCAGAGGUGAGUUAUCGGCCUGUAAGUCUGUGCUGCUUUGCCUGGCUAGCAUUAGCUAGAUGCUAAGCGCUAACUCUCUCAGAGGUGAGUUUUAUCAGCCUGUAAUCUGCUUGUUUACAGUGUUAAAACAAGCUACGGGGGACGAAUCGCUAGCUAAUAUCUCACUGUCUUACCAGAACACGCAGGAUUACUCAGUGUAACGCUGUCGUUUAAGUUUGGGUUAACUUUACUAGUUUAGGUGACUAGCUAGCGUGCUAGCGGAUAGCUAUGCUAACGCUGGUGCAGCAAGCCUUAGUGGACAUCUGGAAAUCUAAGCUUACUGUAAAUAAACUGAAGCACGUUACUCACCCAAAUAAACAGUUUUCAGGAGAGGAAUCUGUGUAGAUUAAUAUCCAGCACUCGUUUGACUUUGAAAGAGCUAGAUUUAUAUAUACUGAGACGCUCCACCGGCAAGCGACCACCCCCGGUGGGGGAAGGGAAACAUGGCGCCACCCCUGUUCACUUUGAUAUAGGCACCCUUUCUAGUGUCACUUAACGCGCCUUAUAAUGCGAUGCGCCCUAUGUAUGGAAAAAUAGCAGAAAAUAGGCGUUCUUUGAUAGUGCGUCUUAUAAUACGGUGCGCCUUAUAGUCCGAAAAAUACGGUACAAUAAUUGGUAAAGAACUCUUUUUACAGGUUAACACAAAAAAUGGUCCUUAUGGAUCUAUUUUUGCUUAAAGAACAUUUUGAAGCACUUUAUUGUUAAGAUUAUACUAAGAAAGUAAAAUUAAACCUACCAGUGUCAAUUUUACAGACAAAUUGUAUAUUCUGCAGGGAGAAUAAUAUUUAUAUUUGAUAGGAUCUUGUCUUGAAUCAGAAUGUAACUGGCAGACUAUGUCUGCAGUGGAAUUAUUACUCACUCAGAUCAAUAUGAUGGCAUCAUUUAUCUCCGGAAAUAGUGUAACAACCUGCUUUGUUCUUCUAUCAUCUCGUACAUAUAUUGCGUAUGCCCUUUUUAAACAGGCUACACAAAUCUUCUCAACAGCGCUGCAAAGCAAAUGCAUGAUGAAUCAGCCCAGUAAACAUCGACAGCUGAAGCAGAAUGAAACCUUCCAUUGAGGGUUCACCAACAUUACAUAACUGCAUCAAAUACAUCACAGUCCUCUCAGCCAAUCCGGUUCAUCUGUCCUGACAAAUGAUCCAUCCAUGUGCAGCCCACAGAUCCUUCUUCUGCCUCUGCGGAGGAUGUCUGACACAUUAGUCAUUACACACAUUGGCUUAUUAGUGCACACACUCAGUUUGGAUCAUUCCCUUCAGAUUUUGCUUCUUUUCUCUCUGUAGAGCCUGUGUUGCUGUUUGCGUCAUCGUCAGACACUGCUAUUUGUAGUAGCUUCUGUAGUCUUUCCAGCAUUUUCUUAACACUUUCAUUACAAUCUUGAAUCUUUAAAAACAAACACACAAAUACACAUUUAGAAACAAUUCCUAUGGCGGGAAAUUAAAAGCUAAAAACACAAACAUAUCUUAGCAUUUUGGCCUGCAUCAGUUUUAACACUUGAAUCAGUGCAGCAGCAGUUUGGUGACACCAUUUAAGUAAAUUGUAGAGAUUUAUGGUAAUUUUAGGACUGAUGCUUAUUUCCUACUAUAAACUAUAUUAUAAGCUAACUAUGCUAAGAAUUAUUAUAAUAAAUGAAACACAAAUAGGGGCAGUUAGCACAAGGUCUUGCUAACUUGUCACCUGUGGCUUUCUUUUACUUUUGAUCCUGUAUAAAAACAGAAAAAAAUGGCUGCAUAUCAAUCUUAUUGUAAAACCUUACAUUUUUGCUCACCUAUUGCUUUCCAGGCAGCAGAUGACAACAAAAAUAGUGUUUUUUUUUUAUGAAAUAAUCUAAUCAGCUGAAAAAAUAACUAUGAUCUUAAAGUUUUCUGUAGAACUGAAAAGAAACUACUUAUAAUACAACCAGCAUGAAUUAUCAUUCUCUUCUUGAAAUUCAUAAAAAUGGAAAUUAGAAUGGAAUUAAAAACAAUAUAAAGGACUAAAGAGGAACUGAAGACAAUCGCUUUUCUCACAAAAACAUUAUCAUUUUAAUUCUGCUAAAGGAAGAAACAAAUGCACACAUGGUACUAUAUAAUGUUCCAUUUAUUUUCAGGUGUAGUGCAAACUUCUUAAAACACUUUGCAUGACAAAUCUAAACUGUUAAAUCAAAUUAGUACUGCUGUAACCCAAAAUACAACUAAUAAAAUAGUUUAAAAAAAAGGUAAAUAUUCUUUCUGCCUUGAGCUAAAACCAGUGUCUUGCUGGUAGAAAUCUAUUUUAACAAAACAUCUCUCUUAGCUCUACUAAGUCACAUUACUUUGUUGUUUACCAGAUUUUCUUUUUGAGUUUUGAGUGACAUUAUAGCAUUAUAUGGAAGAGUUAAAGAGGUGUGUUGCUGUGUUGACAAUGCUUUUUGUGACUACAGACAACUCCUUUUGAUUAUAUCAAGUGCUGCAGUUCAUAAUGAGAUAGGUUUCUGUUUUUUUGUUACAAGUGAGGAGUGCAAAGUGUUAGAGAUGUUUAAAAUACCAGAAAUGUUCAAAUCUACAACUUCUCUGCUGUUGGGACAUGUCUAUUUUUUCGACAAAUGAAUAAAGAUGGAAUUAAUGUUAA